AUCUCUGCAUUUCCUCACAUCAAAAACUAUCACACAAUAAUAAUUACCAAAAUAUACCAUUUCAUCAUGAGUCCUUUAUCUGCUUCUCUUGUUACACUUCUACUUUCCAUCAUUACCAUCACCCAUGCAACCACCAUCACCGUAGUCAACAACUGUGACUACACCGUGUGGGCUGCUGCCGAUCCAGGAGGCGGCCAGCAACUCGCUAAAGGAAACACCUGGGACGUAAACCCUGCACCCGGAACCAAAAUGGCACGUAUCUGGGGCCGAACUGGGUGCAACUUUGAUGGCAAUGGCAACGGCAAUUGCCAAACUGGAGGCUGUGGAAAACUAGUGUGUGAUCCGGGCAAUUGGGGUACUAUCCCAAAGACUCUGUUUGAGUAUGCUCUAGCACAACCCAAUAAUCCAACUGACACCAUCGAUAUCUCCCUUAUCGAAGGCUUCAAUAUCCCUAUCUCUUUCACUCCCACUUCCAACUCCGGCGCACUUGAUGGGAAGUGUCGUACAAUUAGUUGCACGGCUGAUAUUAACGGGCAGUGCCCUCAGAACUGGAAGGUUCCGGGUGGAUGUAACAGUCCUUGCACGACACAAGGGAUCGGAACGUGUGGUGCUAAUGGUGACUCUACAUUUUACAAGCAAAGGUGCCCUGAUGCUUACAGUUUCCCUGAAGAUGAUCAAAGCAGCACUUUCGCUUGUCCUUCUGGAACUAAUUACAGGCUCACUUUCUGCCCUUGAACAUUGAUGAACAAUUAACAAGGGUGUCAUAAUAAAUUGAUCCUUGCUUUUAUUAUUACUUAUACAUGUGAUACUUCAUACGCUACAUGACAUGUUGAAUUAAAGUUAUAGAUUGAUGGAAAUUCAACUAUAUGUGUAAUUAGCUAGAGCUAUUCUUAUAAGUUCAGCUCUAGAAUUCUGUAUUUUCAGCUGAAAAUAACGAUCAUAAUAAUAAUAUCCAAUGUUGUGUUUAUUUA
Molecule: messenger RNA, 971 nt
Organism: Chenopodium quinoa (quinoa)
Lineage: Eukaryota; Viridiplantae; Streptophyta; Magnoliopsida; Caryophyllales; Amaranthaceae
Product: osmotin-like protein OSML13
Exons: 1
Coding region: 67-735 (222 amino acids)
Biological process (GO): defense response
Cellular component (GO): extracellular region
Source: RefSeq, a predicted model, not a curated record